Molecule: messenger RNA, 2605 nt
Organism: Populus euphratica (Euphrates poplar)
Lineage: Eukaryota; Viridiplantae; Streptophyta; Magnoliopsida; Malpighiales; Salicaceae
Product: tRNA (met) cytidine acetyltransferase, putative (DUF616)
Exons: 10
Coding region: 717-2411 (564 amino acids)
Source: RefSeq, a predicted model, not a curated record
CUGAAAACAUCUCCAACCGCAACUAAACAAGAAGAAGAUGCGCGCACAGACGCACCUGGAAAAACAGAAAGAUCAUCAACAAAAACCCAAUUAAGAUAAGCUCAAAAGGAAUUUAAUUUGAGGUUCAAAUCUAAUUUUCGGAGGCAAACUCAUCUCUAAAACUCUCUUCUCGGGGUGUUUAAAGUCUCUCCCUUUUCUUUUUCAUUUUUUUUUUGCUUCUCUUGUUGUCGUUAUUUGUUGGCUAAUGUAGGUUGCCCUUUUUGUUAAGGUUGAGGUUGAGGUUUGUUUUCUUUAGUUUGGUAUCAGAAUACUAUUGUGAAUCAGUUUCUCAUGCAAUUCCAUUGAUUGGAAGAAUAGAAUUCCCUUUUAUCCCUAGGAAAAAAGGUCAAUUAACAGGUUAUCAUUGCAUAUGCGAUUUCGGGGUAUUUGAUAUUUUCUUUAAAAUUUUUAAAACUGGGUUUUGUUUUUAGCUUUAGCUUGGUGCGUUAAGUUUUAGACCCUGAUUUUGAGGAAACAAAGUGUUUGUUUGUUUUUCUUUGUGUGCGUGUGUGGGGUUUUUGAUGUGUCUUUGCAUAAAAGAUAAGAGGAAAUAGACGAGAAGUGGAGUUUUGGGUAUUACAAAUCAGGAGUAGUCGGUAUUGGUUACUGAGAGAGAAUGAGUUUUGUAGGAGAAAAGGAGACAUGAAAAGUGGGAUUAUUGUGGGUCUAGAGGUACAAUGAAUGGAGGGUCAUUAGGUCAAAGGGGGAGCUAUGGAUCGUUGCUGUGUGAUGGAAAAUCAUCAAAUAAUGCACGAAAACCAUCUUCGAAAAUGCUGCCAGUUAGUUCAAGGGAGAAGGAACGGGUUCUCCUGGGUAUUACCCGGUGUUUGGGACGUAGAAGAUUUGCAAUGUUGCUCUUGGUUUCACUUGCUCUCCUAGUUUUCAUCUGGGGUUCCUUUACAGUCACCAAAGCUGUGCCAAGCAGAAAAGAAAGGGAAAAAAAAAAAAAAGGAAACAAGAAUAAAGAGGAGGUACUGCACGAAUUCUGUUCCCAUAUAGGUGCAACCUUAAAAACCACAAGUCCAACUGUUAGACCAACGGGUAGUAUACAUUUUGACAACAUUGCUAUGGUAAGCCAUCGUUCCACUGUUUGUCAUUAUAGAGUUAAUAGUACAUUGGGCCAUCCAUGCGACAAGUUUUCUCUCCCUCCUCCCCCUCCUUCUGGUGGACGACGGAUUGGACCACGCCCGUGUCCAGUAUGUUACAUUUCUGCUGAGCAAGCUAGAGCUAGCAUGCCAUGCUCCUCAUCCGCAUCACCAGUACUGCACAACUUGACAUAUGUUGUUGAUGAAAACCCAGUAAAAACUGAAUCACAUGGAGGUUCGGACUUUGGUGGAUAUCCUUCUCUAAAGCAGAGGAAUGAUUCUUUUGAUGUACGUGAAUCAAUGACAGUUCACUGUGGAUUUGUUAAAGGAAAUAGACCUGGUUUCCAGACUGGAUUUGAUAUUGAUGAAGCUGACCUGAUGAAACUGGAAGAUUCCCAUGAGGUCAUUGUUGCGUCAGCUAUAUUUGGGAACUAUGACAUAAUACAACAGCCACAGAACAUUAGUGAAGCAGCUAGGAAAAACGUUCCUUUCUAUAUGUUUGUUGAUAAAGAGACAGAAAUGUAUUUGAAGAAUUCUAGCGCCCUAGAUAGCAAUAUGAGGAUUGGACUGUGGAGGUUUGUUUGCAUUUGUUUGGUUGUUCCAAAACUUUUAUUGCACAGGCUCUUGCCUAAUGUUAGGUAUUCCAUAUGGAUAGAUGGAAAGCUCCAGCUUGUUGUGGAUCCAUAUCAAGUUCUUGAGAGAUUCUUGUGGCAGCAAAAUGCCAGUUUUGCAAUCUCAAGACACUAUCAUCGCUUUGAUGUGUUUGAAGAGGCUGAAGCUAACAAAGCUGCAGGAAAGUCUGACAAUUCAUCCAUUGAUUACCAGAUUGAAUUUUAUAAAAAAGAGGGUUUAUCACCAUAUUCCAAGGCUAAGCUUCCAAUAACCAGUGAUGUUCCUGAAGGUUGUGUUAUCAUAAGGGAACAUAUUCCCAUCACAAAUCUGUUUACCUGCCUGUGGUUCAAUGAAGUUGAUCGGUUUACUGCCAGAGAUCAGUUAAGCUUCUCCACUGUGAGGGAUAAAAUAAUGGCUAAAGUUGAUUGGAGCAUCAAUAUGUUUUUGGAUUGUGAGAGGCGUAAUUUUGUGAUUCAGGCUUACCACAAAGAUCUUUUGGACCAAAUGCCACCCCCGGUUGCUCCUGCUAUUCAUCAUCCCCUACCUUUGCAUCGUGAUAGCUCAUCCGGGAGGAGCUCAGGUAAAAAUUCUAGGCGUGGAAGAGAUAGGAGAUCUGGUUCAAGGCAACACCGCAAGGCCGCUGCGGGUAUCAGGGAGAAACAAGCCUUUUUAUAGGAGAGGUAUACUUAGGUUUUCCCCCAUCAUACAGCAAGGGAUGAUGGAUUUGGUUAGAAAUAUUUAGAAUGGCCCCAGAACGAAGCAACUCAAACUUUGAUGUCUCAUUCUUUCAUUGUUGUAAAUACUUGAUAUCAAAUAAGCUCCUGGAAGCUGCAAUCAUUUAAUGUCAUCUAGAUUUUCAUUUCCUGGCU